AUGAAAGUGUUUCAGAAAGUGGUAUUAAUGGAGUCAUGCCUUAUAUCACGCCUGAAAGUAGUAUUAAUGGAGUCAUGCCUUAUAUUACUCCUGAAAGUUCAUUAGAUCAAGAGCUUACAACUGAUGCUAAUGAAGCAAUUAUUUUGGAUGAUCUU
Molecule: messenger RNA, 155 nt
Organism: Racocetra fulgida
Lineage: Eukaryota; Fungi; Glomeromycota; Glomeromycetes; Diversisporales; Gigasporaceae
Source: the annotation of a GenBank genome assembly